Molecule: messenger RNA, 4088 nt
Organism: Solanum dulcamara
Lineage: Eukaryota; Viridiplantae; Streptophyta; Magnoliopsida; Solanales; Solanaceae
Exons: 3
Coding region: 485-3769 (1094 amino acids)
Biological process (GO): regulatory ncRNA-mediated gene silencing
Source: RefSeq, a predicted model, not a curated record
AGAGGCACAGAGUGAAAAUGUUCCCAAAUUCUAUGGCAUUGAGAGAGUUUUCCUCAAAUCCUCAAAACAAAUUCUCUGCAUUACCAGUUUGAUACACACAACUCAACUAGAUCGUUCAUGGCGGUCUCAGUUUUGCUCUUCCUCCUUGAUUCGUGCAUGAAGUAGUAAGAAAGCCAACGAAAAUGGUAGUAGGGUUAGGGCUUGAAUAAACAAACAUCUUUUAGUAUACAGCGAUAACGAUAACGACUACGUAGAUUUGUAGUAGUACUAAGUUUCUAUUUCCAGUGAUUAAAGUUGAGGAAAAAAAGGGAAAGAAAUGAACGGGCAAUGCUGAUGUCAGAGAAAUUUGGGUGGUUAAUGUUUGAUUCUGUAGAUUUUUUUUGUAAUUGUGGUAUUGAAGUUAUGUACUAACCGAAGAGUAUUUUGGGUGAGUCGUUUUAGGGUAGUACUGAAAGAAACAAAAAAGGGGAAAGAAGAAGAAGAAAUGAGGCCGGUGGAGGAUGAUGUUAAUGUAGAGCGAGUUUAUAGGGAUGAGAGAUUAAGAGGGCAUGGAGUUGAAUUGGAGUCUGAUCGUUGCUUUAUGCGUGAUAGUGGGGUAAUGGAACAGUCUUCACAUAGGCAGAGGAGUUUGAGCCCUCGGAGAGAGGGAGAGUCUCCGCGAGUUAGUUGGCAGAGGAGGGAGGUGAUGGAUAGAGAUCAAGAUUUUAGUGAUAGAGGUGAUAUAAGGGAACCCCAGUUGAGGAGGGAGGUGAUGGAUAGAUAUCAAGAUUUUAGUGAUAGACCUGAUAAAAGGGAACCCCAGUUGAGGAGGAGUGGGUUAAUGGUGAGAGAUGAAGAAUUUAGUUAUAGAGGUGAUAUAGUGCAGCGUCAGUUUAAGUCGAAGUCGCCUGUUUAUCGACAAGUGCAUAAAAAGCCUCAACAUCAUUAUCAGGCUUCUUUGAGUAGGGAUGAGAAAGAGAGGAGAAGAUAUGAUUUAUUUGAUUACGAGUAUAGAUAUGAAGCUGCACAUCGCACUGGUGUGGAUUAUGAUUAUGAAUAUGUCAGUGCUAGAAGUGUUCAAAGCCAUAAUAUGAAUAAAGAGAGAGGUGGUGUGCAUCAAUACGGAUCGGACAGACAUAAACUGUUGGUUUUAGAAGAUGGGUCAAGCCGAGGAGCUCAUAGUUUGCCCUUUGAUUCUCAAUCUUCAAAGUAUGUGGAGGCUGCAAGGAGUCCUUUAUCAACCCAUGUGCAACCUCGAGAGAUUAGGUUUAGGGAUGAGAUUGCUCGUUACCCUGAUCCUUUCCUUGUAGAUAAAUUGUCGGCAAUUGAAAUGCUUGAAAGAGAGGAAAGAACUAGAUUUCAUCCUAAAGAUGUUUCGCGCUACAUGGAGUCAGUGUCCCGGUCUAAGGAUCUUGCUGCCCCCUCUCAGUAUAAGGAAUGUUCGGCCACAUCCUCUGGAACCUCUAGGAUGAAUUAUGCUCCUAUGAUUCAAGAUGAUAUGCAUUUGCUUGGGGAUAUUCAUUCAAGGAGUUCCACGAAGCAUAGACAACCAUUAUAUCUCAAUGAAUAUGGUGAAAAUCAAAUUUAUAACACCUUGGAAGAUUAUGCAGCUGGGCAUAAGGAACUGACAAGCUACCAGUAUGAUAAAGUUAGUUCUCCUAGGGCUGACAAUAUGGAUUAUGUAUAUCCGAAAGGGAUACCGAGAGAUACUAGUGAUUAUGUUCAUUCAUAUGAAAAGAUGCCUUUUCUUGAACAGGCAGUACUUGACAAAAGGCAUGCUCGGGCACAAAUUCUUUUGGUACCCCUUAGAGAGAAUAUCAGUGACGAUGAGUUUGCUCGAAGAGAUGUCAUCAACAGUAGUUCAUGGGAUCACCAUUCAUUGAACAAACAACCAGUUUCAAUGAGCUUUUCUGAUGGCAGAUCAUUAAUGAGAUCAAGCCAAGGUCAGUUUUAUGUGGAUUCUAAUGAUACUAAUGUUGAUACACAAAAUGUAAGAGAAUCAGACAGAGAAAAUUUGGAUGUUCCCUGUCAUGAAGAGAUUCCUCUAAGGAGACUGGAUUACCAUAGAGAGAAUAUUAGUGACAAUGAGUUUCGUCGAAGAGAUGUCAUCAACAGUAGUUCAUGGGAUCACCAUUCUUUGAACAAACAACCACUUUCAAUGAGCUUUUUUGAUGGCAGAUCAUUAGUGAGAUCAAGCCAAGGUCAGUUUUAUGUGGAUUCGAAUGAUACUAAUGUUGAUACACAAAAUCUAAGAGAAUCAGACAUAGAAAAUUUGGAUGUUCCCUGUCGUGAAGAGAUUCCUCUGAGGCGACUGGAUUACCAUAGCAGCAAGAACGAACAUUCUAAUUCCUAUGCUGAAAGGUGGAGGAGAUCACCCCGGCUUGAACAUGAAAUGGAAAUGCUUGGAGAUAGGAUUCGACCAAGGAAGAUUGAAUCGGGUGUAAUUGGAGGCUAUGGUCAUCUAAUAAGGUCAGAGAAGAGGAAGUACAUUUUAGAUGAAGAAAAGAUGGAGCACAGUUCUGGACGGAUUGUGUUCAGUGAAUGGAAGAAAAACAUCAAUAGAACUCAAGAUAUAGAUUAUAGGAACGAGGUGUGGGAUGAUCAAGAUGCUAGUGGCUUACUGUCUCUGGAGAACUUUGAGGAUGACGAAUGGUUUGGAAAGGCAGAAAGGACAUACAGCGGGGAUCUUUAUGGUAGAGUUGCUGCCACUGAUGGCUUAUUUUCAUAUCGUGGUUCAAUAAAUCAGGGGCAAAGGCACCUUGUUAGACCAUAUAAUCCUGGUAAAAAUCAAAAGGUGCAUGAGAAUUCCAGUUCACUGAGACAGUACGUUUCAACUCAAUGUAACAAGAAACAUCAUCUUUCAAAAAAUGUUUGGAUAAGAGGCAAUGAUGAUAAAGAAACAGAAGCAUCUGACCAUGUGGUCAAAGAAUUAAAGGAUCAGGUAGCUUGUGCAAAAACUGAGUUACCUGAAGAUUCAAUUGAAUUUAAGCAACGGGUACAUAAUUUCUCCCUAUCUUAUACCAAAAAGUUGAAUGAGAGUGUUGCAACUCAGAAAAGAUACAAGGAGCAAGGCAGGGCUGGUGGCUUAUACUGCAUUGUUUGUGCCAAGAGUCAAUUGAAAGAGUUCAAAGAUACUCGAUCCUUGGCAGUACAUUGUUUUAUGUCGCAAAAGGUAUGGUUGAAAGCAAAACACUUGGGUCUUCACAAGGCAAUAUGUUUCCUAAUGGGGUGGAACAGUGAUGCACCCCCCGAGGGCAAAUUAUGGGUUCCGGUGGCUGUUCCUGCCCCAAAUGCGUUAGCGCAGAAGGAAGAUCUUAUUCUCUGGCCACCAGUGGUUGUUAUACAUAAUUUCUCUGGAUUGGUAACUGGCCUAGAUGGGCAAAAAGUUACGACUACUGAAGCUGUUGAGAACUUUCUAAGAGGUAAAGGUUUUAGUGGUGGUAAAAUGAAGGUUUGUAUGGGGAAGCCUGGUAAUGGCAGUGUAUUACUGGUGAAGUUCUUGGGCACUAUCCCUGGCAUUCAGUAUGCAGAAAAGCUUCAUAACUACUUCAUGGAAGAAGAGCGUGGAAGGAAGGACUUUAGAGUAGUAAUUUCUACCAAGGGCAAAGGCAUCGACAACAGAAAUGUUAAGGGGGAUAAAGUUGAGGAAAUUUUGCUCUAUGGUUACAUGGGAAUAGCGGAAGACUUGGAUAAAGUUGAUAUUGACACCAAGAGGAGAAGUUUAAUCAAGAGCAAAAAGGAGAUUCGUGAUUUUGUAGAUGCUCCUGUCAAAUCUGUAGAGGAUGAUUAAGGAUUAAAGUUUUCAUCGCAGCUGGAUAGAACCCACGUCAUCUUUUCAGAACACAAAUUUAAUCACACAGAGGGGAAAAAAAAGAGGAAAGCAAUGUAGAUAGUAGGGUGAAAGAAAGGUACAAAGCAAACUGAAGGAUUGUGAAUUGAGUAGAACUCAGUUCAUAUCCACAGCUUUGUAUCAAACUUUAAAACCUAUAAGCUAGCUUAUGGUACCUCUCUUUUUUGCUCUAUUAUUCACUGUUCUUUUGCUACAUUAGUGCUGUAGAUUGCCUUUGUAAACUUUUGGUGCAAAUCAAACACAUUACAUUUAGGGGUAA